ACUGCGAUUGAGGGAACCGGAAGUGACCGGCGUCACCCGACACCGAGCUAUAAUCUGUUAAAACCCGGGCUCGCGGUGCGCUCUCUCUCUUUCACACACACACGCGUUAUAAAGGCUUCUUAAAGGCGUCGUUACUGCUGCAGAGAUGUCUUUCCGCAGGGCGGUGAAGCUCGCGUGCGGCUUUGCGGGCGGUUCCGCGGUGGUGGUCGCGUGCGCGUAUUUCACCGAUAAACACCGGGAGAUUGUCCGGUUAAAGCCCGGACUCAGCGGCGUGCUGCAUGCAGCUCAGCCCAGUGCUAACAACACCAACCACUGGGAUUAUAACUGGGAUAAGAGAGAGCCGUCCUCCAUGAGCAGCAGUAGGAGAAGAGGAAGUGUUGGAGAAGAGAACGGUGUGGAGGUGGAGAACAACAAGCCCACGGCCACGCGCCACAUCUUCCUCAUCAGACACUCACAGUACAACCUGAGCGGCGGCUCCGACUCGGACAGGACACUCACGCCUUUAGGCCGCGAGCAGGCGGAGCUGACUGGACAGAGGUUGGCGUCUCUCGGCCUGAAAUACCACAUACUGGUCCACUCCAGCAUGGCACGAGCCACAGAGACGGCUCAGAUCAUCAGCACACACCUGCCAGGAGUGGAGAUGGUGAGCUGUGAUCUGCUGCGAGAAGGUGCUCCCAUUGAACCUGUUCCUCCUGUCACUCACUGGAAACCUGAGGCUGUGCAGUACCACGAGGAUGGCGCUCGAAUCGAGGCGGCAUUCCGGCGCUACAUCCACCGAGCUGACCCCAAGCAGAAGGAGGACAGCUACGAGAUCGUCGUCUGUCACGCUAACGUCAUCCGCUAUUUUGUGUGCAGAGCUCUACAGUUUCCUCCUGAAGGCUGGCUCCGUUUGGGGCUCAAUAACGGCAGCAUCACGUGGCUGACGGUCCGUCCGAGCGGCAGGGUGGCGCUGCGGGCACUGGGAGACUCCGGCUUCAUGCCACCAGACAAAGUGACACGCACCUGACCCUCCUGAUCCGCUUCUCAACCAGAACCGUCCAGUCAGAACCCGGUCUCACACACAGUACAGUGACUUCGGCCUCACAGAGACGACGUUUCCUGCUUUUAGUCAACGUUCUACUGAUCAAGUGACUCAGUACUGAUUCAUAACGGAUAUUUAUUCAUAUUGUUCUGAUUCAGUACUGAUUCCUCUCUGUCUGGAACUGACUCUGAUUCACUUGUGAGCUCUGUUUCCAUUCGGAUUCAUUUCGGAUCUUGAAAGUUUCCGUUUUUAGUUUUUGUUCACGGAACUGACUCGGAGUUUGUUCUGUUCACUUUUCAUUUGAUUCUGAUUCAGUUUAAUUCGACUCACUUUUUUUUUUUUUCAUUCUGAUUCAGUUCUGAUUGAGAUCGAGAUUGACGGAGCAUGAGACAUGUUCAGCCGUUUCACCCUGAAUCUCUUCAUCAUGACAGAUCCCUGAUUAUAUUCAUGCCCUGACUCCUCCUCGACUGUGUUUACAGUGUGUGUGUGUGUGUGUGUGUGUGUGCAGUUUUGGUGAGAUUAUUGUCUAGGUCUGGAUUACUGAGGAAGAAAAGCAUCAGAUUUCUCUUCAUGAAUCUAGAUUCUGGUCCUAGACGAGGGAAAACCAGCAUCAUGUCUGUGUUUAGUUAGUGUGUGUUUGAACCCCGUUCUGGACAAGAGCUGUGGUCAGUAACACACACAGCGUCACUCAUUACAGACUCCUGAUCAGGGUUUCUUUUUUUCUGUUUUAAAGCACGGUGUUUGAUAUUGAAAACGACCAGAGGCCUUGAUGUGGAGCAGGAUUUCCGCUUGUCUGUUCCUCAGUCCCAGAAUCCUACUCAGUGUAGAAAUACCAGAGAGAAAACUGACCAAUCAGAUUUCUCGCUCCUGCCAGCAUUCAUCCAGUUCACUCGUUAUUUUAACUCAGCAUUAGUGUCAUGUCCGUGUGAACACGCACACCUCAACCUUAAAUCCAGAUGUUCUUCUGAAAGCCAGCAGUGUGCGUGUGUGUGAAUCAGAAUGGUCAGACAGGAAGUGACCGUUGUUUUAAUUGUAUCUCUGUUUUACUGUAUUUUUGAUUUUGAGAAUUAAAGAGUAAAUCUUCA
This is a messenger RNA of Hemibagrus wyckioides, 2106 nucleotides long. It is a transcript of the gene pgam5, whose product is annotated as PGAM family member 5, serine/threonine protein phosphatase, mitochondrial. Lineage: Eukaryota; Metazoa; Chordata; Actinopteri; Siluriformes; Bagridae. Gene Ontology annotation, cellular component: mitochondrion. Bases 146 to 1006 code for a protein of 286 amino acids. The transcript is spliced from 6 exons. Gene Ontology annotation, biological process: positive regulation of mitochondrial fission. The record is from RefSeq and is a predicted model, not a curated record.